AUAACAAUCUAUAAACCCUUCAAGAUUUUGGCCUCUAUACCUAUUUCAAUAAUGGUUUCUGCUGAUGCUGCUCGAACUUUUGUUGGUAUCUUAGGAAAUAUCAUUUCACUCUUCUUCUUCUUGUCCCCAAUGCCAACAAUGGUUGAUAUAUGGAGAAAAGGUUCAGUGGAGCAGUACUCGGCAGCGCCAUACCUAGCAACCCUAAUGAACUGCCUGCUGUGGGGCCUAUAUGGGCUGCCAUUGGUGCACCCAGGAAGCCUUCUGGUGCUGACCAUCAAUGCAGCUGGGAUUGUCAUCCAAUCAUGCUUCAUCUUCUUCUUCUUUCUCUUCUCCCAAAAGAAAACAAGGCUUAAACUACUUAUGGUCCUUCUUAUGGAGCUCAUUUUCACUUCUCUUCUAGCAUUUUUGGCUUUGAACCUUCUCCACACUCACCCUAAAAGGUCUCUAGUCAUUGGCAUCAUAUGUAUCUUCUUCAACAUUUUGAUGUAUUUUGCACCAAUGGCCAUCAUGAAACUGGUGAUUACGACAAAAAGCGUGGAAUACAUGCCGUUUUUCCUUUCUCUGGCGACUUUUGUCAAUGGUUGUGUUUGGACUGCUUAUGCUCUCAUACGGUUUGACCCCAUAAUUAUGGUACCCAAUGGGCUGGGCCUACUAUUUGGACUGGGCCAGCUAAUAAUUUAUGCUCUAUUCUACAAGUCUACGAAGAAAAUUAUAGCAGCAAGGAAAGUGAAAGAAGAAGAUUUGCCAAAGGUAGUUGUGGUUAAAGUACUUGAAGUAGAAGAAGAACCCAAUAAGUCCAGUAAUCUGGGCCUUUAAAAUAGUUCAAAGAAACAUGACAUGUGAACCCAUGGGCCUGGCCCAUUGGAGGAGAGCAUUUCUUUUUCUUUUUCUUUUUUGGGUGAGGAGAGAACAUUUAACUACAUAAGUGAGCUUCAAAUAUAAAUUCUUCUUAUAUUUGUCCUAGCUUCAAAUUUUUAUUGGAAUAAAAGAAGAAUAAACC
This is a messenger RNA of Humulus lupulus (European hop), 1000 nucleotides long. RefSeq names its product bidirectional sugar transporter SWEET4-like. Gene Ontology annotation, molecular function: sugar transmembrane transporter activity. Gene Ontology annotation, biological process: carbohydrate transport. Lineage: Eukaryota; Viridiplantae; Streptophyta; Magnoliopsida; Rosales; Cannabaceae. The record is from RefSeq and is a predicted model, not a curated record. The coding region runs from base 52 to 816 and encodes 254 amino acids. The transcript is spliced from 5 exons. Gene Ontology annotation, cellular component: membrane.